AUGCAGGACCAUGUGUACGAACUAGAGAAACGCCACUUUGAGAUCGUCGCGCAGUACGAGGAUGAGAUUAAACGCCUUCGCGCCCUGCUCGACGCGCGCGGUAUCGCCGGCGCGCAGGACGCCCCGGGCGCUCUUUCUGCGCCGCCGAGUAUGCCGCCGCGUCCGGCGGGCAGCUCGUCGCGUGGAUCAUCGCCGAACCGCGGCUACCCUCGACACGAUCGCGGUGCGCACCCCGAUGCGCUUGCGCCGCUGCCGCCCCGCGCAUCGCAGGCGCCCGAAGGCGGCCCUUGGCCCCCCUCGAAGCGCGCAAAAACCAAUGGAGCGUACGCGACUCCGCCGAGCGGUGAUCUGCGCUCGCGCUUUAAGCGUGAAGAGCGCGAAGGAAAGCGACCAGCGGGCGCACCCGAGUGGCAGGACGACGAGGAGCCGCAUUCCGCGGCCGACGCCGACGCCCCGCCGAAGUCUACGUCAGCUGCGGCCUCCGAAGAGGCCGCAUCUGGCGCCGAUGCGAGUACUGAGGAGAGCGCCGAAAACGUCCAGCAGCUCAAGAAGGAGGGAAGCGACUGGGUGGCCCUGUACAAUCCCAAGGUGCAGCCUUCCCUGGACGUAAACCUUGUGCAUACGCUGAUCCAUGACAGUGUCGUGUGCUGCGUACGUUUUUCGCCCGAUGGAAAGUACCUCGCGACGGGAUGCAACCGUGCGGCGCAAAUUUACGAUGCCAAGACCGGAGCCAAGACUUGUGUGCUGCAGGAGGGCUCGUCGGACAACCAAGGCGACCUUUAUAUCCGCAGUGUGUGCUUCAGCCCCGAUGGCAAGUACCUUGCCACCGGAGCCGAGGACAAGCAGAUCCGCAUCUGGGACAUUGCGGAGAAGAAGGUCAAGUCCACGCUCACUGGCCAUAAGCAGGAGAUUUAUUCGCUGGAGUACUCUAAAGAUGGCCGGAUCCUUGCCAGCGGUUCGGGAGAUAAGACGGUGCGCAUUUGGGAUAUGGAAAAAGGCGGCGCGCUGCUCUAUGUUCUCUACACCAGCCCUGGCCUGAACUACGGGCCGGGUGUGACGACGAUCACACUCAGCCCCGAUGGCCGCUUGGUGGCCGUGGGCGCUCUCGACACGUUUGUGCGCCUGUGGGACACCAAGACAGGCAAGCUGCGCUGCCGCCUCAAGGGCCACAAGGACAGCAUCUACAGUGUUGCUUUUAUGCCGGACGGCCAGACGCUGGUCAGCGGUAGUCUCGACAAGACGCUCAAACUCUGGGAUCUGUCGAGCAUCAUCAAGGCCCUGGACUCGCUCGACGACGAGAUCUCCAACUCGUCCAUGUGCAUUGCGACGUUCACCGGUCACAAGGACUAUGUCCUGUCGGUAUCGUGCGCGCCCCAGGGCAACUGGAUCGCGUCGGGGUCCAAGGACCGCAGCGUCCAGUUCUGGGACCCCAAGACGGGGCAGUCUCAGCUCGUGCUUCAGGGACACAAGAACUCGGUCAUUGCGAUCAACCUAAGCCAGAGCGGAAAUUUGCUUGCGACCGGCAGUGGCGACUUCAACACUUGA
Molecule: messenger RNA, 1545 nt
Organism: Malassezia japonica
Lineage: Eukaryota; Fungi; Basidiomycota; Malasseziomycetes; Malasseziales; Malasseziaceae
Gene: TUP1
Product: general transcription repressor
Exons: 3
Coding region: 1-1545 (514 amino acids)
Molecular function (GO): protein binding
Source: RefSeq, a predicted model, not a curated record